This is a messenger RNA of Austrofundulus limnaeus, 1072 nucleotides long. Its product is annotated as guanine nucleotide-binding protein G(q) subunit alpha. Gene Ontology annotation, biological process: adenylate cyclase-modulating G protein-coupled receptor signaling pathway. The record is from RefSeq and is a predicted model, not a curated record. Gene Ontology annotation, molecular function: GTPase activator activity; GTPase activity; G-protein beta/gamma-subunit complex binding. NCBI's taxonomy places the organism in Eukaryota, Metazoa, Chordata, Actinopteri, Cyprinodontiformes, Rivulidae. Gene Ontology annotation, cellular component: heterotrimeric G-protein complex; cytoplasm.
AAUCGAAUGGAGGAAAGCAUGGCUUUGUUCAAGACAAUCAUAACCUACAAAUGGUUUGAAAAGUCCUCAAUCAUCUUGUUCCUCAACAAGUUAGAUUUGCUGGAGGAAAAAAUCAUGCACUCGCAUUUGGUGGACUACUUCCCUGAAUAUGAUGGUCCCCAGCAGGACGUCCAAGCGGGCAAAAUGUUCAUCUUGGACAUGUUUGAAAGCCUCAAUCCAAAUGAGGACAAAAUCAUCUACUCCCACUUUACGUGUGCUACAGACACAGACAACAUUCGAUUUGUCUUCUGCGCGGUGAAGCACCACAUCUUGCAGAUCAACCUGGAAGCCCAGAACUUGGUUUAGACGUUGGUGAUUGCUGCCGUGAUCUAAUCGUCUCUGUGCAUCUGGCAGUGGGAGGGCUCUGCUAGCUGCUGCUCAGCAGUAUAAUCCAAAACAGGAAAUUGAGAAGCUUCGGAGCUUGUCAUCAAAUGACUGUACUACUGAAGCAUUUCAAAUUUUCUUGUUAGAGUCUGUAAAUGGAUGUCUCCAGCUAUUAUGAAGUGUGACCUGCCAAUUAAAGUGCUGCCUUUUGGAGGAGUCUAAUAUAGCACGCACUCUGAAAUUUAUGGAGCGCUUCGUGGGCGUUUUUUCUUUUCUGAACAGCGUUAAUGCACACUGCUGGAUUAAUAGGAGGGGAAGUAUUGAAGUGGCCUCAAAUGCCUCUGAGGUAUUGAGAUGUACUAGAUCUCUUUUUCUGGUCUGAAAACCGUGGAACUGAAUGUAGACUGAAAUGCACUGCAACAUCUCGCACCACUAACCCAACUUGGUCAGUUCUUUUCCUUUUUUUUCCUUAAGCUAUAAAGUUGUUUAAAAAUUAUUACUUUGUAUCUCAGCUGAAAAAGACCUAGUUAUAUUCAACACUAAAGACAUGUUUUAAAAAAAUAAACAUGGCACAAAAAGUACAAAAAAAUGUAUGGUUAAUUGAUUCUUUGUGCUUCUUGGAAAUAAAUCUUAUACGAGGAUUAUUUAACUAAAUUGCACAGGGGCCACAUUACUCAAAGCCAACAACUCAGGGGCCAAAAAUUGUGUG